AUGGUUAUACUCCCCUGUGAAGCCGAUAGGAUCGAAAGAGAGUGUCCAAAUCGGCGUUACGUGUUCGAGAGACAUCCCAGGAAAAAAUUAAAAUUACCAUUGACAGAUAUCAAGGAAGUUAGCGCGGCAAAUAGAACAGACUGCGAGGAUAGAUGUUUGAACGAGUUCAGUUUCAUUUGCCGAUCCGCCACCUAUGACACUGCUCUGAGAAGCUGCGCUCUAAGUCGUUUCACCAGAAGAACUCAUCCUGAAUUGCUGGAAGACGAUCCGAAUUCUGAUUAUCUCGAAAAUACCUGUCUGAAUGCGGAACGGCGUUGCGAUGGGUUAGCAGUAUUCGUCAAAGAAGAGAACAAGCGUCUUCGUGGACCAUUCGAAGUGGACAUUUACACGAAUCUUACUCUGGAUGAAUGUCAAGCCCUUUGUUUAAGAGCCGAGAAGUACUUCUGUCGGAGCGUCGAGUUCGACGAGCAAACGCGACAAUGCGUUAUUUCAGAAGAAGAUUCCGUGUCUCAGAAGGACGAUAUUGGAAUAAGCAGCAGCCCUAGCCAUCAUUUUUAUGAUCUAGUUUGUUUAGACAAUCCCUUGAUAACAAUGAUACGAUCAAUUAAUACCUUACAACACUUUACCAAUACCCACUUACGAAGCGUAGAUCCGUCCGUAGCACGUGGCUCCGAAUAUCCAGACAGCAGCUCCACGUCGCACCUCUUCUCUGAUGGACGACGACCAGAUACAGCGUUUCAACGUUAUCGAAACUCCCGUUUGAGCGGUGAAUUUCACUCCGAGAUAACUGGACGCAGCCUGAGCGAAUGCCUUGACGAAUGUCUCCGACAGACCAGUUUCCAGUGCAGGAGCGCCGUUUAUUCGGAACAUUAUCACACCUGCCGACUGAGCCGAUUCAAUCAGCGUGACGGGCACAGGAUCAUCUACGAUGCGGAUUACGAUUACUACGAGAAUCUUAUGCGUUAUCCAGAGGAUUACGACAAGGGGUUCAGUAGCAGCGCAAAGCCAGAUCGAUAUCCAGAUCGAUACCCAGAUCGUCAUCCAGAUCGUUAUCCAGAUCGUUACCCAGAUCGUUAUCCCGAUCGUUACCCCGAUCGUUAUCCCGAUCGUUACCCAGACAGAUAUCCAGAUCGAUACCCCGAAAAAUAUCCAGACAAAUAUCCAGACCGUUACCCUGAUAAAUAUCCAGAUCGUUAUCCUGAUCGUUAUCCAGGUGACAGGUAUCCCGAAAGAUAUCCUUUAAACGGGCAAUAUCCAAUUGGAGCAGCAGGAGACACAUUUCCUGACCCUGUGGAUCGAUAUCCUAUCAGUGAUCGUUAUCCUGUGAGUGAUCGUUAUCCAAUGGUGGAUCGAUAUCCACAUUCAGAUAGAUAUCCAAUCUCUGAUCGAUUUCCAAUCAGGGGCGGCGAUCGGCGUCCUAUUCAUCCUGAUCGGUAUCCUAUCCCAGAUCCUGCAGUAGAUAGAUAUCCAACAACUGGUAGUAGAUACCCCACUGGAGUUGCUAACCGAUAUCCGAUAUCUCCAGGUCGUUAUCCCAGCGAUAGCGAUCGGUAUCCUAACAGCAUAGACCGGUAUCCUAUUCCCGAAGAUCCUCUGGACCGGUAUCCGUCCGGUAUGGCUGGUGGCAGACCUCACGUCGAUCGGUAUCCUAUUAGCGAAAGAUAUCCCGAGAAGGAUGUUUAUCCUAAUCGGUAUCCACCAUCGUCACACGGAGGAUACUCUCCAACCUAUCCUGACGAUAUCUACGGCCCGCAGGGUCACCCAGAUCGGAAUCACUACAACGUAGGAGGAUCCACGCGUCCUUUAGGCUACGGUGGUUACGGCAACGACGGUGGAAUAAUCGGUGGCGGUUACAUAGGCGAAGGUGGAGUGUACAAUUCGCGACCUUUCGGUACAAGCGGUGGUCCAAUUAUCGGUCGACCGCCUCUCGUGUCCAGAUGCGACGAACAGGACAACUUCCGACAAGUAGGGCCGCACACUCGAGUCCGCAAACCAUUCGUCAGACGAUACACGACAGCGUCCUCGUUGGCCCAAUGCGAAAGGGAGUGUGCCGAUGCUAGGGACUUCGUGUGCAGAUCGUUCAAUUAUCGCCCGUACGCUGCUCCCUACGGCGCAGAAAGAGACAACUGCGAGUUGAGCGACCGUGACUCCAGGGACAUGGACAUGGGCAAUCCUGUGUACUACGAUACCGGCUCCGAUUACGACUUCUACGAAAGGAACAACGGCAGGCAAGGAGCUGAUGCAGAGUGUCUGGAUGGUAAGCGUCGUAGGACACCUUGGAUGCCGUCUACAUGGGUCACGUGGAGAAACGUUUACGCCGCCGGUCCAUAUUACAACCUGAGUCAAGUGUGUAGCGAGGACGGGAUGGAAUUUACUUUGAGGACACCGGAAGGAUUCAUUGGUCGGAUUUACACUUACGGCUAUUAUGAUCGCUGCUUCUUCCGCGGGAACGGGGGAACCGUAAAUGUUCUUCGGAUCAGUGGUCCCCAAGGUUAUCCUGAAUGCGGUACUCAAAGAUAUGGAGACACAAUGACGAACAUCGUCGUGGUACAAUUCUCGGACUAUGUGCAAACAGGAAGGGACAAACGCUUCAAUCUCACCUGUCUGUUUCGAGGCCCUGGCGAAGCUGUCGUCACAUCCGGCUACAUCGGUGCCGGAUCAGGGUCUCCAAUUCCAAUCGAAUAUCUUCCAGCGGAAAAUACCUUAAGUUCUCGAGUACGUUUGCUGAUUCUUUAUCAGGGCAGACCUACGACAACCAUCGCUGUUGGUGAUCCACUCACUUUUAGACUGGAAGCUCAGGAUGGCUGUCCAGUGGACAAUUACGUAUUCCCCGGGUUGGAUCGUUUGAGGGAUGGUGACAGUCUGGAAGCGCGUUUCAAUGCUUUUAAAAUCCCCGAGUCUAAUUUCUUGGUGUUUGAAGCGACCGUACGAACAUGUCGAGACGGUUGUCAACCAGCUUAUUGUUCCGGCGGUACCGGAAGGAGCGAGCCAUCCUUUGGAAGACGCAGAAGAGACGUGUUAGAAAACGAUACCAUCGCAGAAGAAAAUGAAAUAAGUACGAUAACGGAGAAUAACAUAAAUGACACGUUCUCUGUGUUGAAUUCGACAGUCAUUGAAGACAGUGAUAAUGCGGAAGAGGAGGAAGAAGAGGAACACGUGAGAGAAAUGAUCGAGGUCUUGGAUUCAAGAAUGGACAUCGACGAAGAAACAAUGGUUGAGAAACAAACUACCAUUAUGGAGAACGUCUGUAUAACUCCUAACGAGUAUUAUGGACUGGUAACAGCAGUCGCGGUGCUCGUAGUACUUCUAGCAUCUGUGGUCUUAUUAUCCAUGUUAAUUUACAGAAAAUACGCUUACACGGUAAUCACGAAGAACCGUAGAGUUGACAAAAUAUGUAAUCGAAGCAAUCAUUCGGACGAUGCUUACAGCAGCCGUGCUAAUAACUUCUCUUUCUUGAGGACGGGUCUUCAGAAACCGUUUCAAUCUACGUCGAUCUCCCGAUCGAUGAGCAACGUGAUCGGCCAACGCGUGAGCUCAUCGUCAACUGCUCUGGAGGGUGCUGUUGGAUUGUCAUCCAGCAGAAGAACCGGCUUCGACCCCAGUGAACCAAUCUACACCGAUCCAUCAUUAUUCGAAGUUGCUCGUUGCUCGUCACCAAAACCUGUCCACGAUGACAACUUCCAUCUCAUGUGAAGAUCAUCGUGAAAUUUCCCUCUUUAACAUACCCGUACUUAUUAUUAGUCCAACACUUGAAUCUUGAAAAUAGGAAAAUAGAAACAUCGACGGAUUUUCAUUACAAUCAAAGGCGAUCAUAUCGAUAGAUUUUUAAUGCGACAUUUUAAAUUGUUCAUAUUAAAAUUGCACGAUUCAUUGAUAGAAUUUGAUCUCAGUGAUGCUGAAGUUUUUAUAAUACAUGUGCUACAUAAUGUUUCGGCGAUUCCUUGGCUUUUUGAAUGAUUCAGAGAGACUUUGUAAAUUCUUCAUUUCUUUUUUUUCUGUUCUUUUUCGUGACGUUAAACACAGCUAGUCAAAUUCACUGACCACUGCCAGCUAUGACUGCCAUGUCGAUAAACUGACAUAUAUACUUUCACUGAUUUAAUAGAAGAAUGAACAGUUUAUCAAGACACGUACUAUGAAUAUGUAUCGAGAUAUGUUUUACACUUUUAAA
Messenger RNA from Heterotrigona itama, 4168 nucleotides. NCBI's taxonomy places the organism in Eukaryota, Metazoa, Arthropoda, Insecta, Hymenoptera, Apidae. The record is from the annotation of a GenBank genome assembly.